AUGACAGAUUUACGAUGGUUGAGGAACUUUCAAGAUAAUACGGGAUGCGUGGAUCUUCGUUUCAUUGGUAACAAAUUCACAUGGCAAAAUAAGAGAUUUUCUGGUGGUUUAAUUAUGGAAAGGUUGGAUAGAGUUCUCUGUUCGGGAGAUUGGAUGAAUAAUUAUGAUUACUCUGGGGUUCUUAACCUGCCUAUCACUAUUUCGGACCAUGCUCCUAUCAUACUGGAUACUCACUUGUUUGCUUCCAAAGGUUUCAUUCCCUUCCGAUUUUAUGAAGCUUGGACCUGGGAAAGUUCGUGUAGGGAAGAAAUUGCAAGGGCUUGGUGCUGCCUAAGCACUGAAGCCACAACAGCUCUAGUUCGAAAUGUCAGUAAUACGAGGAAAGCGCUCCAAGGGUGGAAGAAAAAGCUUCAAGGAGUAACAGACACAGACAUCAAAGCAAUGGAAAAAAGGUUAGAUUGGAUCCAACAACAGCCCAUCUCGGCUGACCUGAAAAGAGAAGAAGCUCUCAUUCAAGAUCAAUUGAUAAUCUCGUGGUCGAAGCAAGAAAGCAUGUGGAGACAACGGUCAAGAGAAACUUGGCUAGCUUUGGGAGAUCGGAAUACAAAAUUUUUCCAUACUGCGACUAACAUCAGAAGAAGAAGGAAUAGCAUUUGGGCCAUCAAAGAUAAAGAGGGAAGAAUUUGGAAGGACAAGAAGAAUAUUGGCAGGGUCAUAAAUGCUCAUUUCACAGAACUGUAUACUUCUAUGAGACCGGUAUUCGAUGAUAAGUUGGAAAAUCUAGAGGUGAAGAGCAUAUCCCACUCAGAUAAUGAGGAAAUGUCAAGAACUCCUAGUGUCGAGGAGAUUAAAAGUGCAGUCUUCAGCCUUCACCCUCUCAAAGCCCCGGGUCCGGAUGGAUUUCCGGGAUGUUUUUUCAGGAAAUUUUGGGACAUUGUCGGCCCAUGUCUUUGCUCCUUGGUUCAAGAAGCCUUCGAAACAGGGGUGAUUGAUCCAAGAAUCAAUAAUACCUUUGUGUGUCUUAUUCCAAAAGUUGAAUUUGCGUUGGGAGUUGAUCAAUAUCGCCCAAUUAGCUUAUGCAACUUUUCUUAUAAGGUAAUUGCAAAGAUUCUUUCAAAUAGGCUGAGACCUUUCAUGGAGGAGUUGGUAUCCCCGUUCCAAUCGGCUUUCAUUCCAGGUAGAUGGAUUGCCGAGUCCUCAAUCCUUACCCAAGAGCUAGUCCAUAAAAUUAAAUCAAAAAGGGGUAGGGGAGGUCUUAUGGCAAUAAAGCUGGAUAUGCACAAAGCAUAUGACAAGAUGGAAUGGAGCUUCAUCGAAAAAAAGUUGUAUCCUCAACGAGGGUUGAGACAAGGGGAUCCGAUUUCACCGUUCCUGUUUCUCCUUUGUCAAGACGUGCUAUCUAAAGUUAUUUCUCAGGCGGAAGAGGAAGGUUGCAUACAUGGAAUUAAGAUUGCUCAGUCUUGCCCCUCGGUUUCUCAUCUAAUGUUUGCAGACGAUACUAUCCUUUUCGCUCGAGCAAAUGAAGCAAAUGCAAGGAACCUUCUCAAGUACCUAUCCGAUUAUGAGAGUUGGUCGGGACAGACAUGUAGCAAACCAAAGUCUGGGAUUCUGUUCUCAAAGAAUACCAAUGCUGGCUUGAAAAACAAUAUCCUCAACAUCCUUAAUAUUAAUCAAGUCAGUGGAGAAGAGAAACAUUUGGGAAAUCCAUUCAUUUUCAAAAGGAAAAAAGUAGAAGAUUACAAUAGGCUUAAGGAUAGCAUGAGGUCAAAGCUGGAGGGUUGGAAGAUGAAAUCGCUAUCCUAUGCUGGGAGGUUAAGUCUCAUCAAGUCAGUUGCGGCCUCGAUCCCGAUCUAUGCCAUGUCCACUCAGAAGGUUCCUAUAUCCACUUGUCGAGGCUUAGAUUCAUUAAUGAGGAAGUAUUGGUGGAAAGGAAGUGUAGAAAAGGAUAGAUAUAUGGCGUAUAGAGCCUGGGAUAAGAUAUGUACUCCAAAGUCAAUGGGGGGGCUGGGGUUGAGAAGGUGUGAAGAUAUGAACAGGGCGCUCAUGACAAAAUUGGCUUGGUGUCUUGGAAGCAAGAUGGAGAGACCGUGGGUUACAUGUUUAUUGGAAAAGUAUUGCAAGCAUGACAGUUUCUGGUGUGUAAACCAGAAAUCCAAUGACUCCCCUCUAUGGAAAAGUGUUUUAGGCUCAAGGGAAGUGCUGCUCCAAGGUUCGAUGGCAACUGCUGCUUCGGGAGAAUCAAUUAACUUCUGGAAGCAACCAUGGAUACCCUGGAUGGAAUACAGAGAGUUUCACGACCUGAUGCAGCUGCUAGGAGAAAGAAGGUACACAAUUAAAACUAUAGCAGAUGUUUCUUUGGGAAAUAGGUGGAAUGAAGAGAUGAUUAUCCAGAUAUUCGGUCAUGAAUUGGGGGAACAGAUUCUUAAAAUACCGAGAAUUCCAAGCCCUUCUUCUGACCAAAUUUUCUGGAAGGAAAAUCGCAAUGGUAAAUUCUCUAUUAAGUCGGCGUAUGUUGUGGAUCAAAAAUGGCGGUUUGAACCUGUCCAAAGAAUUUGGAAAUGGAUUUGGGAUGGGAGGAUACAUCCAAGGAUCUCGAUUUUCCUUUGGCGUAUCUUAAAUGAAGCAAUCUCAACCAAGAACAAGUUGCCUUUUGUCCCAAUCAAAGAUUGCAGCUUAUGUGGAAAGGAUGGAGAAUCGUCUCUUCACCUAUUUCGAAGUUGCAGCUUCACUAAGGCUAUGUGGAUGGGAAGUCAGUAUCCACUGCGGAUCGAUAACAUUCCAGGGGAUUCAAUGGUAAUUUUUCUGAAAAAUUUAAUAUCAGUCAUCCCUGAUUCCCGUAGGAUUGAAUUUGUUUUCUUCUUCGGUUGCUUGUGCAAUGAGAUAUGGAAUGAGAGGAAUGCUUCCUGCAUUCGUAAUGCCACAGGUAAUCCCACUCAAGCUCUUUGGAAUGUUGGAAAGGCCUUAACUGAUUUUAAAGUGUUGGAAGUGGAUUCAGCUAAGGACUCUCUGGUCUCCACUCCUAGCCUUGAGACUACGGAUUAUCCUGAUGCUCCCACUUAUAUCUGUCAUGAGCAAGUCGAUUAUGUUAUAUUCACCGAUGCUUCAUGGGACAAGGGAGAGACUGGUAUUGCAGCAAUCAUCAUCAACAUGACAGAGGGGAAUUGGCUUGUGAAGGCUAAGAAAACUACUGCCUCAUGUUCCUUGGAAGCAGAAUUUAAAGCCAUAAAAAUGGCUCUGCAGUGGGCAUUUGCAGAAAAGAAGAUGAAAGUCCUCAUUCUCUCAGAUUCUAAGAUUGCUGUGAAUUCUCUUUCGGCAAACGAGGGAUGUCCUGAUUGGAAGUGUGCAAGUCUGUUUUUUUCAGUUAUUAAUCUAUCUAGGAAGCUGUUAGUUAGCAAGUUUAUUUUUAUAAACCGUAGUUUAAAUGUUGUUGCUGAUGGUGUUUCAAAGAAUGCUAGAUUGUCUAGUUUUCUUGAUGUUUUGUAUCAAGGGGAGGGAAUGCCCCCUGUAGUUCCCAUCACUUUUUUUUUUUAA
This is a messenger RNA of Cannabis sativa, 3531 nucleotides long. RefSeq lists its product as uncharacterized. The transcript is spliced from 2 exons. NCBI's taxonomy places the organism in Eukaryota, Viridiplantae, Streptophyta, Magnoliopsida, Rosales, Cannabaceae. Gene Ontology annotation, molecular function: RNA-DNA hybrid ribonuclease activity; nucleic acid binding. The record is from RefSeq and is a predicted model, not a curated record. The coding region runs from base 1 to 3531 and encodes 1176 amino acids.